Messenger RNA from Mangifera indica (mango), 2150 nucleotides. RefSeq names its product DEAD-box ATP-dependent RNA helicase 39-like. The record is from RefSeq and is a predicted model, not a curated record. Gene Ontology annotation, molecular function: ATP binding; RNA helicase activity; nucleic acid binding. NCBI's taxonomy places the organism in Eukaryota, Viridiplantae, Streptophyta, Magnoliopsida, Sapindales, Anacardiaceae. Bases 76 to 1992 code for a protein of 638 amino acids. The transcript has 9 exons.
GCAGAUAAUUCAUCUUCAUUUGAGCACACUGCUAAAACCCCGAACAAAAAAAAAGCAGAACCCUUCUGCAAAAAAAUGCAGAAAGCCAUGGCGUUAGGAACAUCAAGAACUCUCCUUUCUAUGUCUCUUCUCUCCUCAACCAAAUUUAACCUCACCCCAUUUCUUAAAUUUCCCAAAAAAUCCGUUAGGGUUUUGUCAGGGUUUAGGCCUCUAUGCUCUUCCACAACACCAACAAUAUCAAUUGACCCACCUGAGCAGCUGAAGCACUCUAUGCUUCUUGAAAGACUCAGGCUGAGGCAUCUUAAGGACUCAAACAAACCAACCCUACAACCUAAAACGCAGGAACAAGCUGGGAGUUUUGGGGACAAAGAGGGGAAAGGUGGAGACUUUGAUAAUAAUAAGAAGAAGAGGGUAGUGAGUGUGGGUAGUUUUGAGGAGUUGGGAUUGAGUGAGGAGGUUAUGGGGGCUGUUAGAGAGAUUGGUAUUGAAGUUCCUACUGAGAUUCAGUGUAUUGGGAUCCCUGCUAUUUUGGAUGAGAAAAGUGUGGUCUUGGGUUCACAUACUGGCUCUGGAAAGACCCUGGCUUAUUUGUUACCUCUUGUUCAGUUGCUGAGACGGGAUGAGGCAGAGUUGGGUAGGCUAAUGAAGCCCAGACGUCCGCGAGCUGUUGUGCUAUGUCCUACCAGAGAGCUAUCUGAGCAGGUUUUUCGUGUAGCAAAGUCCAUUAGUCAUCAUGCACGAUUCAGAUCUAUAAUGGUCAGUGGUGGUGGUCGGUUGAGGCCCCAGGAGGAUUCGUUGAAUAACCCAAUUGACAUGGUAGUUGGGACCCCUGGUAGAAUUCUUCAACAUAUUGAGGAUGGGAACAUUGUUUAUGGUGAUAUCAAAUAUGUGGUGUUGGAUGAGGCAGACACCAUGUUUGAUCGUGGUUUUGGUCCUGAAAUUCGCAAGUUUCUUGCUCCACUAAAACAUCGUGCAACAAAGCCUGAUGGCCAAGGGUUUCAAACUAUACUGGUCGCCGCAACAAUGACAAAGGCAGUGCAGAAGCUGAUUGAUGAGGAGUUUCAAGGAAUAACACAUUUACGAACGUCCACACUGCAUAAAAAAAUUGCAUCUGCUCGACAUGAUUUCAUCAAACUUUCAGGGUCUGAAAAUAAGCUGGAGGCAUUGCUACAGGUUCUUGAGCCAAGCUUGGCUAAGGGAAACAAGGUUAUGGUAUUCUGUAAUACAUUAAAUUCUAGUCGUGCUGUUGAUCACUUCCUUAAUGAGAAUCAGAUUUCGACUGUCAAUUACCAUGGUGAGGUGCCAGCAGAACAAAGGGUUGAAAAUCUCAACAAAUUCAAGAAUGAUGAUGGAGACUGCCCUACAUUGGUCUGCACAGACUUGGCUGCGAGGGGGCUGGACUUGGAUGUAGAUCAUGUUAUCAUGUUUGAUUUCCCUUCGAACUCUGUUGACUACCUGCAUCGUACUGGGAGAACUGCUCGUAUGGGUGCAAAAGGGAAAGUGACAAGCUUGGUGGCUAAAAAGGAUGUACUGUUGGCUGAGCGUAUUGAGGAGGCAAUCAGGAAGAAUGAGAGCUUGGAAUCUCUCACUACUGAUAAUAUCCGAAGGGACAUUGCCAGGGCUAAAAUAACACAGGAGAAGGGGAAGGUUGCUAAAUUAGUCAAGACCAAGACCAAAGCUGCAUCAGAGAAAUCCUCUAGUGUCCGCACCAAGGUUGCAUCUACCAACACUGCAACGAGAAAAUCGUCAACCACAAAAUCUGGAAAAACAUCCGUAGCUGCAAAAUCUUCAAAACCAACAUUUAAGGUAUCGAAGUCAAAGUCAAAGUCCUUCACCACAAGUAGCUCCAAAAAAGCCUCAACAAGUGGGAGAAAGCAAACAGAGAACAGGACGUCUAGCCCAGGGAAAUCCAGAGCUUCAAAACUAAGAGUUGUUGGAUUUAGGGGACGAGCUUCUUAUUCUGACAAAAGAGGAUUAAUGAGGCCUAGUUAAUGGUAAAAUUUUAGAUCAGAUAUACAUUACAAUAUUUUUUUUCUUUCUUUUCCUCAAUUUUAAAUUGUUUGAAUGAAUUUUUAUAUUUUAUUUAGUAUUAUAUUUAGUUUUGUAUCUUACAAUAAUUAUCAAAGUGGGAUUGUGAUUUUGUGUCUGGA